Molecule: messenger RNA, 1389 nt
Organism: Pelobates fuscus (common spadefoot toad)
Lineage: Eukaryota; Metazoa; Chordata; Amphibia; Anura; Pelobatidae
Product: olfactory receptor 6N1-like
Exons: 3
Coding region: 1-1389 (462 amino acids)
Biological process (GO): G protein-coupled receptor signaling pathway
Cellular component (GO): membrane
Molecular function (GO): olfactory receptor activity; G protein-coupled receptor activity
Source: RefSeq, a predicted model, not a curated record
AUGUCCCAGAGGAAUAAAUCUAAAGCCGGCAAAGCGGAGAAAGCCUCGUUCUUGCUGGCAUGGACCUCCACAGUGAAAGCCAAAGAAGGCCUGAGCCUCUUCCAAAAUGGCACCGGCCCACCAUCAGAUAAAUGCUCCCGCUCACCUCCUGUCUCCCCAGUCCCCUCACAAGGGGAGGGACCCCUCACAGCAACAACCAUGAGGGCAAUGAUGGCUGAAUUUGCCACUACUAUACAAAGCUCUAUCAAAGCUCAGAUACAGAGCUUGGCUACAGAGCUGCGCAAAGAGUUCCUAGAUGUUGGCCGAUGCAUUGAGCACAUGGAGAGAAAAAUGGACGACUUUGCCAGAGUGCGCAAUUCAGUAGCGGAUAAAUUGAAGGAGCUGGAAGACAUUAUACAAGCACAAAAGUUUAAGUUGGCGGACAUAGAGGACUGCUCUCGAACUGUUUCAGGGGAGCAGAUAAUGCUCAUUGAAAAUCAAACUGACAUUUGUGAGGUUUGGAUAGUUGGACUUCGGAAGCUCCAUGAAAGCAGAACAUUGUUUUUUCAUUUUUUUCUCUUUAUCUAUAUGGUUAUUAUAACUGGAAAUCUAUUAGUUGUGUCUUUAGUUUUGAGAAGCUACCUCCAUUCACCAAUGUACUUUUUCCUUAGUAAUUUAUCCUCAUGUGAAAUCAUGUUUACCUUAAAUAUAGUGCCUCAAUUUUUGCAAGUUUUAUUGUCAGACGGAAGCAAAAUUUCUCUAAUGGGAUGUUUAACGCAGUUUUAUGUAUGUGGUUCACUAGCAGCAACAGAGUGUUUUCUUCUUACUGCAAUGUCAUAUGACCGCUAUGUAGCAAUUUGUAACCCGCUUCACUAUAACUAUCUCAUGGACCUCAAUGUUUGCCAUCAAAUUGCUGCCACAUGUUGGGCUGGUGGAUUUCUCUCAAUGUUAACUACUCUAGUUCUCGUCUCCCGACUCACUUUCUGUGAUCCUUGUAUAAUCGACCAUUUUUUCUGUGAUUUUGCCCCCAUUCUUGACAUAUCCUGCUCAGAUACUUAUUUAGUCAAAAUAGAGACAUUUAUUUUUACUUCAUCAGUAUCUCUCUUUACCUUUUUAUUCAUUAUAGCCACAUAUGUUGCUAUAAUGAUAACUAUUUUUAGGAUUCCCUUCUCCAGUGGAAGAAAAAAGUCAUUUUCCACUUGUAGCUCUCACUUGGCUAUUGUAUCCACAUACUAUGGCACAUUAAUUACCGUGUAUGUGGUUCCUUCUGGGGGGAACUCAAACACUACCAAUAGGAGUCUGUCUCUAAUGUAUACUUUGGUAACGCCGCUCUUUAAUCCAAUUAUAUACAGCCUGAGGAAUCAAGACAUUAAGCUGGCAAUAUUAAAAUUAGUCAAAAGCAAGAGCUAG